Messenger RNA from Physcomitrium patens, 1667 nucleotides. Lineage: Eukaryota; Viridiplantae; Streptophyta; Bryopsida; Funariales; Funariaceae. The record is from RefSeq and is a predicted model, not a curated record.
UUGUGUGAUCCCCGAGAUAUUCGACGUGAUGGGUGACGCGUAGAUCAGUGCGACUUUGCGUAGCAACUGCGCUCUUUUAUAUGAUUGUCUCUUACACCUCAAUAGUUUAGGUUUAGGGCGGAACAGUAGGACGGAUUGCAGUGAAUUGAAGCUCUGGGGUGUGUAUUUUCGAGAGGUUUUAAGGCCGUCUCAUGGUUUGUUGAUUAAGUGUUCAUACGAAGGGAGAGUACAAUACUGAGGAUUUCUGCAUUGUGGUAUGAUUUAGCGCUGGAAAAGCAAAAUAUGAUGGAAGGAAAGGAGAGCGAGGUGCAGAGUGUACAGGGAUUUUCAGCACCACAGGGUGACGAUCAGGAGAGCAACGCGGAGUUGGUACUCUUUCACGUUAAGGAAUGCUACGUUUACAUGAUACCUCCAAGAAAAAGUGCAGCCUCUUACAGGGCGGAUGAGUGGGACAUUAACAAGUGGGCCUGGGAGGGCGUCUUGAAGGUUGUUUCAAAAGGUGAAAAAUGUUCCAUUAGGCUGGAAGAUAAAGACACAGGGGAUUUAUAUGCUCAAGCACCAAUCAGACAGGACCAGCCACUUCCUGUGGAAGCUGUCAUUGAUAGUAGCAGGUUCUUUGUUCUACGGGUUGAGGAUGAAUCAAGUGGGAAGUCUAAGCAUGCGUUUCUUGGCCUUGGGUUUCGUGAAAGACCACAGGCAUACGACUUUCAAGCAGCUCUGUUCGACCAUGUGAAAUAUCUCAAUAAGAAGAAGGAAGCCGAUGAGAUCACACAGGAAUAUGAGGCUAAGCCAUCAGUAGACUACAGUCUCAAAGAUGGAGAGACGUUGCGGUUGCAGCUGAAAAAUACGAAGUUAUCCGGAAACGGGUUGAAACCCAAACCAUUGGAAAAGUACGUAAAUAGAUCUGGGGUACGAGAACCUAUGCCAAACCCUGAUACUCCAGAAAAUUAUCCCAAACGCUCAGGAGUUCCCUGCAUUGUGCCUCCUCCCCCCCCGCCAACACUUCAACCCCCUCCCAAAGCAUCUCCUACCUCGCUAAUUAAAACGCCGUCACUGGUCAAGCCAAGUGCGCCUGCUUCCGUACCUGAUUCAACAGGAAGAGAUGCAAGUUCUGUGUUUAAUGAUGCUGCAGAUGAUUUGGACGAAGAUUUUGGAGAUUUCCAAGCUGCUUGAAAGGAGCGCGAACAGAUCCCAACAUUUCUUUUGGUGAUGCUUUGAUCAUAUCGAGCAUUCAGUUGUUUGUAUUGUACAGCUCAGAAUGUUAGUUGUGUAGACAUUAUGUGUUUUUGGCACACGAAAUUGGUGAACCAGGACAGCGUCUCUCAGUGCGUUAUGAUACUGAUCAAAAACUCACCCUAAAUUGAACUAGAGAUAACUGUCAACUCAGUGUUUGAUGUGGGUUCGCUUGAAUGCCGCAGUUCCCGCUUGAUAGGUAGUUAGGAUCAUAUUCAUCUACAUGGUUGGAAUAUGGAAAUCUUCCCAAUCGACUUUUGAUGAGAAGUGGCUCUUGUGCGCAUGCUAUUUCAUCUGUUUAGCUAUAAUUAGGAAAACAAUUUGCUUAGAGUACUUCUACUGUAGUACAGCAUAACAAAGGCCCCUGACCAACCAGACUAUGUGUUAUGUAACAAUUACAGAAACCAAAAACAUGUACGAGAUGUUGAUAAGAA